This is a messenger RNA of Acaulospora morrowiae, 371 nucleotides long. The record is from the annotation of a GenBank genome assembly. Lineage: Eukaryota; Fungi; Glomeromycota; Glomeromycetes; Diversisporales; Acaulosporaceae.
CAGCAAAUCAAUAUUUGCACCAAAAUAUGUUGCCACUUUCUCUCCUUCCGAAGAUCUUUAAGAAGGAUGCCAAUGGUCACGCAAAAGAUGUAGAUGAGGAAGAUGAAUCUUCGCCAGAGGCCAUUCUAGCAUCAUUUACAAACGGCAGAGUUCGUACUAUCUCUGCAUCAUCGACAAAAUCGUUGAAAGGAGAGGAAAAGCUUCGACAACAAUUAAUGGUACUUUCAGAACAAGAGGAAUUGGUUCAAGGAUAUAUUCAAGAGGCUACUAGGAAACGCAAGUUUGAUGAUGUAAAAACUUUAAGGGCUUCUUUAGAUGAAUUAAGAAUGGAAAUUGAUAAGAAAAAAAAAGAGCUUGGUGAAUUAUUCUAG